This is a messenger RNA of Cottoperca gobio, 2181 nucleotides long. Its product is annotated as sterol 26-hydroxylase, mitochondrial. Bases 1 to 1566 code for a protein of 521 amino acids. NCBI's taxonomy places the organism in Eukaryota, Metazoa, Chordata, Actinopteri, Perciformes, Bovichtidae. The record is from RefSeq and is a predicted model, not a curated record. The transcript is spliced from 9 exons. Gene Ontology annotation, biological process: cholesterol metabolic process; glucocorticoid biosynthetic process; cortisol metabolic process. Gene Ontology annotation, molecular function: heme binding; iron ion binding; monooxygenase activity. Gene Ontology annotation, cellular component: mitochondrial inner membrane.
AUGGCUCCAUGGCUGUCCUGGACCCUGAUGCAAAAGAAUGGCAGCUGGCUGCUGUCUUGCCCUAACUCCUUCUCCCGAGUCUGCUCCAGGUGGUUGGGAAACCCGUCCUCUGCGCCGGGGCCCCUCUCUGCAUUCCAAAACAAGCCUCGACCAUUGGAGGACCUCCCCCAUAUCAGCUUGUUUGAGAUGAUCUACAGAAUAGUGUUUCAGGGCUUCUACAACCGUUUACAUGAGCUACAGAUAUAUAACAAGCAGCGAUAUGGGCCCAUAUACAGAGAUGGACAAAAGACAGUGUCAGUGAACACUCCGAAGCUGCUGGAGGAAGUGCUGAGGAACGAUGAGAAGUUCCCUAGCCGAGGAGACUUGUCCGUGUGGAAAGAGUAUCGUGAUAUGAGAGGAUUCGGCUAUGGGCCUUUCACAGAGGAGGGGGAGAAGUGGUACAACCUGAGGGUGACGCUGAACAAGCGCAUGCUGCAUCCGAAGGACUCUGCACAGUAUUGUGAUGCUAUCAAUGACGUGGUUACAGACUACAUCAAGAGGAUCUACUACCUGCGUCAGUGCAGCCCAAAAGAAGAUUUGGUGUUCGACAUAGCCAACGAGUUCUAUCGUUUCUCACUAGAGGCCAUUGCUUCCAUACUCUUUGAGACAAGGCUUGGGUGUCUGGAAAAGGAAAUCCCUGUUGGUACACAAGAAUUCAUCCAAGCCAUAGCCCAGAUGUUUCAAAACAACAUGGCUGCGUUUAUGAUGCCCAAGUGGAGCCGCAGUCUACUACCCUACUGGAGGAACUACAUUGAAGGCUGGGAGGGCAUCUUCAGCUUUGGAAAACAGUUGAUUGACAAGAAGUUGGAGGUCAUUCAGCAGCGUGUGGACAGCAACCAGGAAAUGGAGGGCGAAUACCUUACAUACCUUCUCUCAAACACUCAGAUGAGCACUAAAGAUGUUUAUGGCAGCAUCACUGAACUUCUUUUAGCUGGAAUGGACACGACCUCCAAUACCCUCACAUGGACUUUGCACCUGCUGUCCAAGAACCCUCAAAGCCAGGCUCGACUUUACAGAGAAGUGUCCACACUCGUGCCAGCUGACCGGAUCCCCUCUGCUGCGGAGGUCACUCGGAUGCCGUAUUUAAAGGCUGUUAUCAAGGAAGCACUGAGGAUGUACCCUGUGGUUCCUAUGAACGCAAGGAUCAUGACAGAAAACAAUGUUGCUAUUGGUGGAUUUACAUUCCCAAAGAAAACAGUUUUCACGCUUUGUCACUAUGCCAUCAGUCAUGAUAAGGAGGCAUUCCCAGAGCCGUUUAAAUUUAAACCGGACAGAUGGCUCCGUGACGGCCGCAAGAGGCCAAACCCCUUUGCCUCUAUCCCUUUUGGCUUCGGAGUGAGAGGCUGUGUCGGUCGCCGGAUUGCUGAGCUUGAGAUGUAUCUGGUUCUGUUUCGGAUAAUCAGGCACUUUGAAAUCAAACCAGACCUCACGAUGGAAGAGUUGAAAUGCAUCAACCGCACUGUCCUGGUACCAGACCAAAAACUUAACCUCCACUUUGUGGACAGAGGAUGUGAAAAUGCAGCUUAAUUUGCUUUUCCAGAUUAGUUUGAAUGCAAAUGUUGCAUUUGCAUGAAAAACUUGAUUAUACUUUUAAGAAUGUUUGAUGCAUUAAGAGAGGAACACAGGUUUUAAACCUUUGCAACAACAAAUGCAAGUACAUAUAAAAUGCACAUUUUUAACCUUCUUUAAAAAAAGCUCUAUAUCAUUGUCAAAAAAAAUCACAAAGUUACUUGUUAUUCAAAGCAACUGCAGUUCUGGAGUAUUCGCAGUGUCAUAAACAUAAGUUGUAAGUUGACAAGUGGUCAGUGUCCACACAGACAAGACCCUGCAGGAUGCAUUAAAGUACAUCAUGCUUUUCUAUGAAAGAGAUGAGAAAGAAUUAAAAACAAAACAACAAAGAGUUAAUAUGAGCGAUUACAUGGAUUUCCCGGGAACUUACUUUUUAGAAAAAACUUUGUAGUUCAACAAGGUGGGUGAAGAGUUAUCGUCUGAGAUUCAUACUUGUAAUAAAGAGUAAAUUUAUAUUUUGUAAUAGUAAUUUGCUGUUUCCUUCUCGUCUUGAACCUGGCUCACUUAAAAUUUGCACUGCAUGGUUGAAUAAUUAUUCAUAAUGUAGAAAGACAAACAGAAUGUACAGCCUGA